CCCAUCUUUGUUUGGGUAAAACAUGAACCUUCCACACAUUGUAACACUUCAUGUCUAUGGCUACGAGUUAUAGCCUACCUCGUAAAGAACAUAGUGCCUGAGGUCAAUGUGUUCAUUCAGCUCCUAACCCCCCCUCCCUCCCUUCGUCCCAUCCUCAUCGGAUGACGGAUGAAAGCGCCGCAGCUCAACGCCGGGCAUCAGCCCACGAGAGGAAUCUGAGGCCGGGCUGCAGCGCUUCAUUUGUCCUCGUAGUGGACAGUGCCGGUUAGGGAAUGGGGACUGAAGAUGCACGGAGAUUUGGGGAUGUAUUAGUGAUUUCGGAAUUGGUCAAAUCCUGACUUACAGCCCUAUAUCUUGCUUCAAAAUAUCAGAUCGCUUCAAAGAAAAUCUCUGCAAGCUACAGCGCUGAAUCAAGACUUCGCCUCCGACACCUCGGAUGGCUAGCCUCUGCUGACCGAUACCUUAAUGUCACUGCUUUGCUCCUGGAACACUGAUCAUCAUAUAUGACUUGGAUUAACUAAGAUUUUGGAACACUUGUCGUGCCAGUAGGGUUCCAAGUGAAUCCUAACAUGACCGCAGACAUUCUGUCUUUUUUUCUUGUCAGCAAUACCAAGGUGACGGUAUGUAGCUAGCUAGCUUGCUAGCAAGCUUGCUUGGAUAGGCAGCUCUUGACAGGUAGCAUUUAAUGUAUAAUUGUCUAACGGUCGUUUAAAACUAUAUGAUCACUUAACACAAGCCUGGUUGCAACAAAGGAUGGAUUUGGUUUAAUUAAACAAAGGUGCGGUUUGAUCUUCCCCUGCAGUAGGACGGCUACAGUAAGCUAUAGCUACUUCUCAUCCAUCCUGUAGUGGUUCUGCUGGAUAGCUCCAUGGCUGUGCGAGGGAGCAGGUUGUCUGUCAGCAAUUGUCCUAUGGACUUUUAUAUCAUCAUUGGUCACCACAGUAACUUAUAGUUUUACGAAUCGUUUAAACUUUCACCCAGUCACUUACUAUAAUAGUUAGGGAAAUAAAGACUUGUCUCUAUUGAAACGUGUGUUCUAGUGUUGGAAUGAUGCCCACAGACUUAUAAGCUUUUUGUAUUAAUGUUAUAGGUAGCAUGUUUGCGUUUGGCUUGCAGUCGACAUGGAUAGCUAGUUGUAUUUGUACAAUAAGGUACCUAGAUUGUUAGCAAGUGUUAGGCUAUUUAUUAAUAUAUAGCACCUGCCAUACCAAUAUUUUAAAACCUGUGAGCAGGAAACCUGUCGACCAUCUCUCCAAGACGUGUUUAAGCAGCUCCCCAUCAUCUAAAUCGGGCAUUUUUUCUAUGCUACUUCUGACUUCAAGGUCUCUAGGGGAACGUGCGGUAGUCGCAGGGUCAGUAGAACCGUAGCCUACUCGUACUAGAUGAUUCAUUCUUCUGUUCUAUGAGAAAGUUACUUUGAAACGCUGUUUACAUCGCCGUUGACAGCCGCCACCUUACUUUUUCAAUUCGAUGUCAGAACACUACCGGGUUUGAACGAUUUGGGGCAUUGUUAACUGUAACAAUUGAUUAUUACCGAAGCAGAAAAGUAUUAUUGCUGAGGUAAAGCCUUCACUGUAGGGUGUGACAGCUUGCGUUAAAUGUUAACAUGUCACACCAUACACUGUGGGUUUACAUCAUGUAUGUGGUCAGCCGUUUCUUCGUCAAUCCGUGUGGAUGACACGGCUACCAGUUCUUAGCAGAGAAUUGUAUGGUAAUAACGCUGUCGUUGGGCUGUCAGUGGUCAACUGAGAUACUUGAUUGCCCAUUUUGUGUGCAAGAACGUUUAUAUCCUAGCCAGUUAGUCAUGUAGCUAGGAAGCUCACAAACUCUUUUGUUUUCCCACACUCUACAGAUUGAUGUCUGAAGUGUUGUACAAACUGUUAUUCACACUACUUGUGUUCCUCUUGUAUAUAGAUGUACAGUCUUUUGGUUACUUUUUUGGCGGCGUUAUCCUAACAGUGCUGGUUGCUAUGGCAUUUUUAAAUGGACCCAGAUUACUUGACUGGGCCAAUUCACCUCCACAUCUUCAGUUUAACAAAUACGUUCUGACUGGAUAUAGACCAAUAUCUUCGGUUCAAGACUGCAUUCGAAGUCUUUUUUAUCUGCACAAUGAAUUGGGAAAUAUCUAUACGCACGGCAUCCCCCUGCUAUGCUUCCUGGUGCUGCUCCCUCUCAACAUCCCCUGGUCUCAGAUCAGUGUGACGUGGCUGGGCGUGGUGCACUUCCUGGCCUGCCUGUCGCCGCAGCUGGGCUCGGUGCUCUACCACCUGUUCAUGAACCACGAGGGCGGCGAGCCGGUCUACCACACGCUCCUCACCCUGGACAUGUGUGGCAUCUGCAUGAUCAACACCCUGGGGGCGCUGCCCAUCGUGUACAGCACGCUGCUCUGCUACCCGUUCACGCGGACGGUGGCACUGUUCGUGUACAUCAUGCUGUCCAGCUACGCCAUCUACUGCGCCAUCACGGCGCGCAGUAGCGUCCGGCGCCUCCGCUCCUUCGCCUGGCAGGCCAUCUUCCGCUUCUCCUUCUUCCUGCUGCGCUGGGUGGGCGUGGGCGGGGGCAGUCCCACCUCGCUGCGCCACUUCCUCACCAUGGACGCGCUGGCCGUGCUGGGCGGCAUCAUCAACAUCACGCGCAUCCCAGAGCGCUUCCGCCCGGGCCUCUUCGACUACUGGUGUAACAGCCACCAGAUCAUGCACGUGCUGGUGGUGGGCUCCAUCCUCUACCUGCACUGGGGCGUGCUGGAAGACCUGCUGUGGAUCAACAGUCACCACUGUCCCUCGGACUGAUGCAGAC
This is a messenger RNA of Clupea harengus (Atlantic herring), 2796 nucleotides long. RefSeq names its product progestin and adipoQ receptor family member IVa (gene paqr4a). Gene Ontology annotation, molecular function: signaling receptor activity. Lineage: Eukaryota; Metazoa; Chordata; Actinopteri; Clupeiformes; Clupeidae. The record is from RefSeq and is a predicted model, not a curated record. Gene Ontology annotation, cellular component: membrane.